UCUUCCCGUGCCACGUGACAGAGGAAGAGGCGCAGACCCAUUACACAGUAAUAAAAAUAUGCUUUUGGCAACAAAGAGCCAAAACCUAGAGCUGCUGCAGGAAGCCAGCAAUCUGCACAAAAAGAAGUAAAACGUUAAUAAAAAAGAACUACAGUCAAUCCUGCAUACCCUUCAGACGGACACUGCUGUGGCAAGAGGGGGGCUUGGGCUCUGCGCGUGACAGCGACCUGCAGCAAAACAUCUAAGUCCUAAAGUCCUGCAUGUUUCCAGUACCUGUCAAGAUCUCACUGAAGAGAUUAAUCUUGGCUGUGCCAUGAUCUCUGCUGUCCUCCUCCUCUGGACUGUGCCCUGUGUGGCAAACCACAUCCUCGGCGGCUUUGCCAAGGAAGCACUGCAGGAAGGUCCCCAGUUGGCGUGCAGCCUGCCAGGACCCCCUGGGCCACCUGGGCCACCCGGGGCACCUGGGACUCCGGGGACAGUUGGCAGGAUGGGCUUCCCAGGCAAAGACGGCAAAGAUGGCAAGGAUGGGGAAAAAGGCGAGCAUGGCGAUGAAGGUCCACAAGGCAGAACAGGAAACCCCGGCAAGCCAGGACCAAAGGGGAAAGCAGGAGCUAUUGGCAAGGCAGGCCCAAGAGGACCCAAGGGUUUAAAGGGUAAUCCUGGAAAAAAUGGAGCACCAGGAAAGAAAGGGCCCAAAGGGAACAAGGGUGAGACUGGGAUGCCAGGACCCUGCACCUGUAAUGCCAACAAAGCCAGAUCUGCCUUCUCUGUGGCCGUCUCCAAGAGCUACCCAAGGGAAAGGCUGCCCAUCAAAUUUGACAGGAUUUUGAUGAACGAGGGAGGACAUUACAAUGCUUCCAGUGGGAAAUUUAUAUGCAGCAUUCCAGGUAUUUACUACUUUACUUAUGACAUCACUUUGGCCAACAAACACUUGGCCAUUGGCUUGGUCCACAAUGGGCAGUACCGGAUCAAGACUUUUGAUGCCAACACUGGGAACCAUGACGUUGCCUCAGGAUCAACCAUCCUUUCUUUGAAGCAGGAUGAUGAGGUAUGGCUGCAGAUCUUUUACUCAGAACAAAAUGGGCUCUUCUAUGAUCCCUACUGGACAGACAGCUUAUUUACUGGCUUCCUGAUAUAUCCUGAUCAAGAUUAUCUCAAUGAAAUAUAGGAUGAGAAACUAGCCUAUGGGGAAAACACAGGAAAUGCACGAGACCUCAGUCCAGCAAAGUGUAGCCUGUACAUGGACACGUGUGGGAUUAUCAUACCAUUUCACAUUCUUGGCACUAACAGCCUGUUUUGGCUAUGUAGCUGUUUACUUGACGGCAUCAACCAGUCUACAGGAUACCAGGACUCACCUCUAAGCAGCCUCGUGAAUCUCUAAGUCUCAAAGCCACCCUUUAUGUUUUUCACGAUGAUUCCAACACACCAUGGACAUGUAACUCAAAUACUGGUGCAGAAUGCUUGGAUUAUAUUAUUAUUAUUAUAUUACUAUUUUACCAUUAUAAAGCAUGGGAGCCAACAGCCAUUUCCUGAAAGGUGAGCUCAGAAUUGCCAUUAACGCUGGAGAUUGUACCACUGUGCCUCCUUCUACAUCCCAGAACAAUCCUUAAUACAGUUACUCUCUACCAGCUGUUUAAGAGUCAGGAAGUUGUCAGCUAAAGUUAUAAAAGUAAAAGUAGCUCUCAGCAUCAUCAAAGCUGAACUAAUAAGCAAAGACAUCUGGCCUAAAUAGGAAGUGACACAAAGAUAAGGGCUCAGUUUUAAGGUUAAAGGUAAGACUCUUUUUAUGACACAAGCUGUUGGCACUGAGCACCACCGGCAUUUCUCAGGUUUCAGCUCCCGCAUACCAGCACUCGAGUCCAGCAUCUAGUUUAAGAGAAGCGUUGGUAAGCUGUGAACAGAGCUGGACUGUGCAAGCCAAAUACCCGCAGGCCUUGGGAGUCAUAGUGGAGGAGGAACUCUGCAGAUAAGACUCAGCUGUCAAAGACAGCACGAACCUUCACUCCAGAAACAGAUUCACUAAUAACCCACUUCCUUCAUCCCUGCUUGCCAUUACUGGAAGGAGAUACUUGUGUUGCCGAGAUCCUCCUCAAGGGCUUAAUGCUACAGAUAGGGUGUAUUAUACUGCUGCUUUGCCUUUUUAUGUUGUAUGUCAAAUAGUACAGCUGCUCCAAAAUCAAUGUUUUGGUUCUAACCAAAGUAUGGAGGAAACUCAUAAGAGUCAAAAGGUGAAAUUUGCCAAGCUUAGCAUUUUUUCCCUCCUCUGUAUCAACUAAUACAGACACACUUAAAAAUGGUUCACUAUUAAGCACAGCAAAGAGAGUUCUGCUAUAAAGCCACUCUCCCUGGCUGCCUUGCCCCUGGAUGUCCAACACUCCUGUAACGCUGAGGUCUCUGCCUCAGUAGGCAGAAGAAAGGAAUCUCUUCCUCACUAUCAGUUGUGCUUUCUUGGUUUCCAGUCAUAUUUCUUGUCUCCUUUAUUGCUUGGCAAAAACUGUCAUGAACUUCCAGUUCCUCUUAUCCUCAUAUUUAGACAUUAAAGGGAUAUCCCAUAAGAACAAAGAUUUUUUUUUUUAACCUUACUUUUACAGGUUGAAACAUUUGCAUGAGUUUUGUGAACUACAGUAACUGCGUGGUAUCUAACACAAUUUUUUUCAAAUACAUUUUAUAAAAUAAAGCUGAAGUAUUGCUGGAGCAGCCUUGAUAUUUAUAAAAGUAGUGUCUCAGAUUGUAUUUCAAAACUGUGUUAUAGAUUCCACAGGCACUAGUGGUUUAACAAUAGAUUUUGUAGGGGCAGGUGCAACAGUAUUUUCACCCUCUCCAGCCUAGCCAGCGGGGUGCACAGACUUUUUUGCUUUCUAUGCAAGAAAAUCUGCAAGGUGGAAGAAUAACAGCUGUCUGCUUCCCAGAAGCUGCUCAAUGGAUGGUAGGUGUCCUUCCCCUGACAGCGAUUGCUCAGAUAAUGUAUUUCCCAUUCCAAAAUCCCCUUGUUUAGUGUGUCCUGGGGUGCAUUUUGCAGGCAGCUUCCCAAAAGGCAGCAGCAGUUCAAGAACUGUUUCUCCUUCAACAGCCAACCCUGCGCUCCCACGCUGACAGACCAGGAGCCCUGCAGGGCGAUAACCACUUUUUGGCUGGGCUGCACACAGCUCUUCCCCACAAUGCAGGUCCCCCAGCACCCGUGCACUUAGUGCAGCUCAGGGGAGGUGGUAGGACACAGGGGAGGAUGUUGCCUGUCCACACCACCACCCAGCUGUGCUGCAUCCAGAAUGGAAAUUACACAGCACAACUUUAAUUAGUCCACUAGUGCUCAGAGCCCACUGCUGCCAAAAGACAGAGACCUCGCUUCACUUCUCAGUACUCUCCCCUCAAGUCCGUGCAUUACCUAUCCCCAAAAAUGGAUAUUUGAGGCGUUUUGUUGUUGUUUUUUAUUUUUUAGUCUCCAGUGAUUUUAUGAGCUGCCCUCACUUGGCACAAGGCAGGUACCAGGGCUGGAGGAGUACCACAGAGAAGGAAUAAACCAGAGAAGAGGUGGGUGGAGGGGAAGCAGCAGUGAGCAAUUAGAUUAACUCAGUGGCUCAGUCUUCCCUUGUUAUCUCCAGAGAAGGCCCCAGCAGGGAGCUUUUCUUCCCAGUGUCAGCCCUCUCAUGGGACACAAGCUGGUUUCCUCAGAUGAGACACAGUGGAAAUUAUUAACUGUCUGGCAAAGCAUCCUUUUUAUUCUAGUGAAAAUGAAAACCUACACUCGUCUUUUAAGUCUGGAAUAUCAAAAUGCAAGUUAUAGAGAGAACCACUGAUCUCCACUGAGUUUGGGGCUACAAGGUCCUUCCUUCAGGAGCAGCUCAGGACCUCUUUGCUCUAGGCUGCUCCCAUCCACCUCUUGCAUAGCUUCCUCUGAAAAACAUGAAUUUCCUCUUAUGAUGCCUUAAGAUCAACUUACAUACUGAACAAGGUGCCUCCGCUGAGCCCAGUUCUGCAAGAAGAAACACACCAAGCAGCUGCAGACUCCCCUCCUCCUGCCUCACCCAGGAGGGGAGGGAGGGAAGGGCAUCAGGAAAGGUACAAGCAUGUCUGGGUCACUGCAGAGCCAAUCUUGCAACUAUUAAGGGAUGUGGAAAAUCCACACAAAAUUCAAAAUGACUGGUUCAGACUUCGGAGAAUUUAAAAAAUAAUAUAUUCUGGCUGGCAGCCUGAAGAUGCAGAAUAUAUUUCCGGUUUGUGCUGCUAUUGUCAUCUAGCCAAGCAGUUAUUUACUUCGUUUUAAACUAAAAUGGAAGAUAACAUAAAGUCUCUUUAUUCCAGAAACACAACAUUUCCGGAAAGAUACCAAAUAAAGAUCUCUGGUUUUCACAGCCAAGCUGUCUCCAGAGAGCACCACCCCGGCGUAGGCUGCUUGCCGCAGCCCAGCCAGCUGCCUGUACCUCUAGCACAGUGGGAGAAGAGCUGGGAAUGGUGGCAACUGGGUGAGCACAUGGGCAGAUGUUAUCAGAAAGUAAGGAGGAACAGCCUGCCCAACUGAAAAGCCAUCCAUAUCUGCUGCUCCCAUGAAAGACCUCUUAUGCCACAGAUCACCAUUCACUGCAAGUCUCAGGACUGCCCUUUGCACCACGUUUUGGCACAAUCAAGUCUCUCCAGCUCAUCCAGUAUGCCAGGGCAGGGAGGCAAGGAAAGGCAGAAGCACCAACCUUCAGUGUUCAGUUCGCAACAGAGAGAAGGCUCAGUGGGUCCAGCUGGUGGCUCAUUAAAGACCAGCAUGGACCUCGCUGUGAACACACGUGCCUGCCCAGGUGCCUUCAAAGGCACUGGAGGGUUUCUCUGCCACAGGAGCUUCUCCCACAUUCAUACCCAGCACUGUGCAGCAGUGCAGUUUCAGCUCAGGCAAAGCUGUGAUGUCAAACGGUUUGAGUUCUCAGCAAAAAUAGCAGCAGAGCAAAAAGCACUCAGUAUGGGAUAAGCCCAAGGACAACAACUCCCGCAUGGUACAGCUUCCGACCCAUUACUUCAGCCUCACAAAGUCCUUUUCCUUCCUUCAGGAGGAUCUACAUGAUAGGCUCUCAAGACUUAUUUUUCUAUUUUUUUUUUAUAACCAUACAUUUCAAUGCUAAAAACAAUAAACAUCAAAAAAUAUUUUUACUGAGGAAAACCAACACUAACCGUGGAUUCAAUGCACACUGAGUGCCUGGAAAGUCAUGGUGUGAGGCCACAGCUGGAAAUGAAGGGAAGGCCCAGAGCAAGGCUGCAUCCUCACUAUGUGCCCAACACACUGUCCCAGGCACCCAGUGCUGCAGAGCUCCUGCACCCACCUAAGCAGACAGAGCAGGCUGAUGCCUUCAAGUCUUGAUCACAUCUUUCUUCUGGAGGACUAAAGAGGAUCCAGGUGCAUUUAACAGUGACCCUCAUUUGCCCUGCUCCCCAGGUGUGCCUGCCCUCAGUUACACCAGUUAACACUUGACAGUCAGCACCCCAAUGCCAAAAAAUCUAAUAAAAUAGGCCAAAAGUUUGGGGUUUUUUUCAGUUUUUCCAGGUUGCAUCAAUGCUGCCUCACUAAAUAGGAGGCUGCUGCCCCUUGUCCGGUUGCUGGGCACAGCUGCAAGACUUUCAUCAGGUCUUGCAUUUUGAGGUACACUUUAGGCACAGCACCAUCCUGUUGUCUAAGACAGAAGCUGAAUAGAGCUUCUAUUAAGUAGGUGGUAGACAACACUGGAAUAUGCCGAGUACGUAUCAUAUCCUGAAAUACUUUAAACGUGAGCAGCAUC
Messenger RNA from Cuculus canorus (common cuckoo), 5753 nucleotides. RefSeq names its product C1q and TNF related 2 (gene C1QTNF2). Bases 314 to 1168 code for a protein of 284 amino acids. Lineage: Eukaryota; Metazoa; Chordata; Aves; Cuculiformes; Cuculidae. Gene Ontology annotation, molecular function: protein binding. The record is from RefSeq and is a predicted model, not a curated record. The transcript has 3 exons.